AUGAAAGAAAGUCAAAAAAUAGCAGAGGAAAUUGGGGAAAAAUAUAUUAACGUAACUUAUGACUUAGUAAUUGCAAAAGUUACGAUGCAAAUCCAAGCAACGAAAAAGCCUGCGUAUGAUAGUAUAUUCAUUCAUUUAGGUGCUUUUCACAUAAUGUUUGCAUAUUUUAAAGCUCUUGGCAAAUUUAUUGCAGGCUGUGGAUUGAUGAAUAUAGCUAUAGACCCUGGAUUAUUAGCUUCUGGAUUGGUUAAUUCUUUUUUGGAAGGCAAACAUUUCAACAGAUGCAAAAGAUUACAUCCUCUGAUGGCACUUGGCUUAGAAAUAAUGCAUUUUCGGUCUUUCCUUAACAAAACAAACAAAGUCAUAGGGGAAGAUUUGCGCUCGGAACUAAUGCAUUUUGGCGACGGUCUACUUUCAUUUUCAGAUUUGAUCGGCAAUCAUGAAAUCUCAGAAUUAAUUGAAUCUUACAUGAAAUAUCGAGAAGCUUGCGUGAAUGGUGACUUCGGAAAAACAGCGCAAUACUAUAUGAUGUACAUUCUUUUUAUUAAUUACAAUUUGACGCUAAGUCGCAGUGUCAGAACCGGAGACUUUUCUUUAUAUAAAUAUAUUAUGCCACAGAUUACAAACCUGUUUUUCGCUUUUAAUCAACCGAAUUACGCACGUUGGUUGGUUAAAUAUCACAAUAACUUAGUUAAUGUUGGUGCAAUUAAUCCUGAAAUAAUGGAAGAAUUGGAAAAAGGGUACUUUGGCAUACAACGCACAGAAAAAUCAUUCUCGAGGCAACCGAUUGAUCUCACACUCGAACAAACUAUUAAUGCCGAAGCGAAACGAUUGGUUGGGAUAAUUAAUUUUACCAACUCAAUUUCAGCUCGACAGCGAUGGUGUUUAAGUCAUCAGAUUAGAUCAACAAUAUUUUCCUACACUUAUGAGACAACUGGCUUACGAAAACGUCAAGACGAAACCGCUGAUUUAGAAAAUCAUGGCAUUAAAAAAGAUACUGAACAACUUAGAAAAUUUAUCAAUGGAUUCUCCAAGUUCGUGAACCCAUUCGAUUCAGACCUUGAUGAAAAGCAACUAUUUAAUAUUUCUAAUUAA
Molecule: messenger RNA, 1095 nt
Organism: Psylliodes chrysocephalus
Lineage: Eukaryota; Metazoa; Arthropoda; Insecta; Coleoptera; Chrysomelidae
Source: the annotation of a GenBank genome assembly